ACGUUUUAUAUGGGACCUGCUAAAUAGUAGGCUCACCAAACCUGAGAACAGUUUAACUGUUCCUGAGCAUCUUGAAAUUAGAAAAUAAAGAAUUUGUUUUCAAUGGGUAGUUUCAGGAUUCUAGGACUUUCAAUAAUUGUUUUCGGGGCUAUGGUAUCCAGUUUUGGUUGCUGUGAGGAGGACCCACAAUGCCAGCCAGGCUUCUCCUCAGAAAUCUACAUUUUCAAAGUAGACAGGACUCAUCUGCACAGGGGCAGGAGAGUUGGAAGAGUUAUUUUUGAUGACUGUAGUGGACGCCAGAGAGUUCUGUUUAAUUCAGAGGAUUCCCGUUUUAAGGUGGACACUGAUGGGACAGUGUCGCUGAAGAGGCCUGUAAACCUCUAUGAUGGACACAAAAGCUUUUCUGUUCAUGCCUGGGACUCUAAGGGCAGGAAAAUCACAACCACAGUUUGGGUGCAGUAUGAACCGUGGACCAGUCAGCAGGAGCAUGAGGUAGACAGUGGACCAUUUGGACAGCCUGUUUCCACUGAACCUGUUCCAGUGCUGGAAUUUCCACAGUCCUCAAAUGGGCUAAAAAGGAGGAAAAGGGACUGGAUCAUUCCACCCAUCAACUUUCCAGAGAAUGACAAGGGUCCCUAUCCAAAAGAAGUGGUGAAGAUUCGUACCAGCAAUGACAAAGAGGCAAGAAUACACUACAGCAUUACUGGUCCUGGAGCAGAUGAGCCCCCUAAAGGACUGUUUUUUAUGAACAAGUACUCUGGUCAGAUCUUUGUGACCCAGCCUUUGGACAGAGAGAAACAAGCACACUAUGCUCUCUUUGCUCAUGCUUCUGCUUCAGGAGGGACUCCAGUUGAGGCUCCAAUGGAAAUCAUAAUUAAUGUCAUAGAUAUGAAUGACAAUAAGCCUGUGUUUACUGAAGAUACAUAUGAAGGCAGUGUUCCCGAGGCAACGCAAGUAGGAUAUGACAUCUUAAUUGUCACGGCAACUGAUGCAGAUGAUCCCAAUACAGAAAAUGGUGAAAUUGCUUACAGUAUUUUAAGCCAAGAGCCAAAGGAGCCAAAUGGCAACAUGUUUGCUAUCAAUCCUAAUAGUGGACAGAUUAGGUUGAACUCCCCUGGACUCGACAAAGAGCAAUAUCCACAAUACAUACUGACUGUUCAGGCUGCUGAUCAGGCAGGCAAGGGUUUCCCAACAACCUGCACAGUGAUAAUCAAAGUAACGGACAGUAAUGACAGACAUCAAAUUAACAACAGUGCUCCUAAGUUUCCACGGCAUAUGUACUCAGCAUCUGUUCCUGAGAACAAGAAGGGUGCAGAAGUGCUGAGGUUGUUUGUGUACGACAGCGACGAGCCACUGACUCCUGGCUGGUUUACGAAAUUCCACAUUGUCCAAGGGAACGAUGACGGCUUAUUCAACAUCACGAAUGGACCUUGUCACAUGGAGGGUGUUAUUACCACAGUCAAGGCCCUUGACUUUGAGAAGAAACAUCAGCAUACUUUGCUGGUUGCUGUGGAGAACAUGAUUCCAUUUCGUCCUCAAAUGCCAACAGCCUCCGCUACGGUCAUUGUGAAUGUGGAGGAUGUGAACGAGGCAUGAAUAUAGGCCUCUGUAUCGCCCAUCAGAAAGGGGCUCAUAGGCACAUCUCCAUAAUGUUUCUUUAAAGAUAAUAAGAGGUAUUUCCAGUGUCCCAAUAUAAAUGCAUAAUUUUUUUGUUCUUGUCAUUCAGUAAGUUUGAUAAUUACCUUUGUUAAUCAGUUGGUGCACCUGCUGCUACGGAGAUGGGACAAACUGAGCCCCCAAAACACAGAGUGUAAGUCCAAGUUCUAAAAAAAAAGUGUAAAUGUGUGGAUUCAUUGAUCCACACCACAGCAAUAUUACAGUGGUGAUAACUUUAAUGCUGUCAGUAUUAUUUUGCCAGUGGCAAUUGUCAUGAAACUGAACGUAUUAAAUUUUUGCCAAACUGAAAAAAAUUUACCUCUGAGAGCACAAAUCCAGCCCUUUGUGUUGCCCUGGUACUUUCCAUGUAUAGUUCCUCUUCUUCCCUCCCUCAUGCGGUUCAACUGUUUAUAGCAUUUCUCUUAAUGUUUUAUUAUUCAGUGCUGUCUGAGCGGGCGUCCUUGCAUCCCAAAGGUUUUUCACAGUAAAGCACAUCGUAUUAUUUGUAAGAGGGGUGUGGUGGUGCAGUGGCACAGUGGGUUGGACCACAGUCUUGCUUUCUGGCAGGUCUGG
Scleropages formosus (Asian bonytongue) is the source of this 2229-nucleotide messenger RNA. Its product is annotated as cadherin-1-like. The record is from RefSeq and is a predicted model, not a curated record. Gene Ontology annotation, cellular component: plasma membrane; adherens junction; catenin complex. The coding region runs from base 103 to 1596 and encodes 497 amino acids. NCBI's taxonomy places the organism in Eukaryota, Metazoa, Chordata, Actinopteri, Osteoglossiformes, Osteoglossidae. Gene Ontology annotation, molecular function: beta-catenin binding; calcium ion binding; cadherin binding. Gene Ontology annotation, biological process: calcium-dependent cell-cell adhesion; cell-cell junction assembly; cell migration. The transcript is spliced from 10 exons.